AGCGACGAGGGUAUAGUAUAUGCUAAAUACUUUGAUCCUUUACCCGUUCAAACCAUUGCACUUAUACUCACAGCGAUUGAAUGCUGCAUCGAUGAGUGGAUGACUGGUGUAAAGGAGGACAUCAAAUUUUCGUCGGUGGCUUACUCCCCGGUCUACCUUAUCCAUCUCAAAUCCCUGCGGCGGUUCGAGGAGCGGACUGCUGCUUACAAACUGCUCGGUAAAAUUGGUGUCGAUCUUCUCGACAUCGCUCGGUAUGUUUCUGAUUACUUAUGUCAUUCAUCAUCCAAACUGACUUUCAUAAAAAGGAUGCACGCUGGUGUGGAUCCACUUAUGGCAGCAGUGACUAUUGAUAGCUUUACCGAUGAUGUUUUCGAUGAUGCGAUUCGAGAGUACGAAGACGAGGCUCGAGAAGCACAAGAAGGGGGUGGUGACUCGGAUUGA
Messenger RNA from Suillus paluster, 441 nucleotides. RefSeq lists its product as uncharacterized. The transcript is spliced from 2 exons. The record is from RefSeq and is a predicted model, not a curated record. NCBI's taxonomy places the organism in Eukaryota, Fungi, Basidiomycota, Agaricomycetes, Boletales, Suillaceae. The annotation marks the transcript as partial.